This is a messenger RNA of Odocoileus virginianus texanus, 1448 nucleotides long. It is a transcript of the gene CXCL16, whose product is annotated as C-X-C motif chemokine ligand 16. Gene Ontology annotation, molecular function: low-density lipoprotein particle receptor activity; scavenger receptor activity; chemokine activity. The record is from RefSeq and is a predicted model, not a curated record. Gene Ontology annotation, biological process: positive regulation of cell growth; T cell chemotaxis; receptor-mediated endocytosis. Lineage: Eukaryota; Metazoa; Chordata; Mammalia; Artiodactyla; Cervidae.
GAUUUGAGACGGUGAGGACGCCGGGAGGGACGCGCUGUCCCCUCACGACCUGCCUCAGCCGGCCGGGCCCCGGCGCCGACCACCGCCGUGUCCCGCGGAAUCACAGGCGAAGCGGGAGAAGGAAGCGAAAGCCACUGAGAAACCGGCUGGUCGUCCGGCUCCGGAGAACGUCGGGGAGUCAGAACGCGGCGGGCAGAGAUGCUGGGCCGGGCAACCCGGUUCCUCUUGGUCCUACUGUUUGUAGCUUAUCCCACUUCUCCAGGCAAAGGCAACGAAGGCAGCAAGGUUGGACGUUGUCUCUGCGAUCUUAGAGUCACUUCCCAUUCCCCCCGAAUCGAGCAACUCAUGGGAAAUCUCCGAAAAUACCUGAAGGCAUAUCAGCGCUGUAUUUCCUACGUCAGGUUCCAGCUACCCUACAGAAAUGUAUGUGGAGGCAGCACUGACCGCUGGGUUCAGGAACUGAUGCACUGCUUUGAUAGUGGAGAAUGUGGACAUGCUCAAGCUAGGGUGGUGGCUGGCCACGGGGAUGCACCUCUUCGCAGCACCCAGCUUCCUGAGCCCACAGACACAGUCACCACUUCCAGGACGUACUUGCCAUCCACCCUGCAGCGUACCGAGCAACCCACCCCUCUGGAAGGAGCACUGUCCUUGGACAGCAAUCACAUCCCCACCCAUGAAACUACCACAUACACUUCGGGCCACAGUCUGGGGGCAGAGCCUGAGGCUAGGGAGAACCAGAAGCAGCUGAAAGAAAAAGUGGGUCCUGCAGCUGGGACAUCAGCCUUGGUGCCUGUGCUGUGCCUCUUGGCCAUCAUUUUCCUCCUCACUGGAGUCCUACUCUACGUGGUGUGCAAGCGGAGGAGGAAGCAGUCCCUGAAGCAUCCCCCAGAUCCUGAAGCUUCAUUAUACUUAUACAGCUGCAACAGAUGAACCAGUGCACAGAAUGGAAUCUUCUGAGGGUAGAUUAUGAUUUAUUCAGCAUCAAUUAAUAUACUAGAACAAUUUCUGGCACAUGGCAGACACUCUUUACUUAUUGGUCAGUGUUUAAUUCACAACUAACCAGCCACUGACCUCCCUUAGACCUUUCCUCUGUUCUUUUGGAUUUCUUCUAUACCAUGAUAUAAAAAUCACUGUUUAUUUUAUGUCUUGUAUACAGUCCAUAUUUUUUAACUACUAAAACUUAUUUUUAUAAUUUUUGGCUCUUCUUUCUGCAGACAUGGGUCUUAUGCCCUUGCCCCCUAAUCAUGCCUGAUUCUUGGCUUCAGCUUCUCUGCUGGUGGCCACCUGGCGUCUUCCCCCUCAACAUCUCCUCCCAACCCCCACCAGCCUCCAUGUCCCAUGACCCGUAUAUCUUGCUCUUGUCACUUCACACCACACCAGUGUUCCUCCCUAGCUUCCACCCUCUCCUGCUUCCUGCCCUGACCCCACAGUAAAGGCCUGGGCUUUUC